CCGUCGUCUCCCAGCCCUCGCCCAACCGCCGCCCCUUCCCGCGGACGCCUCCUCCUCGCCGGCGAGAUGACGAAGCGCACCAAGAAGGCUGGAAUUGUUGGCAAAUAUGGUACCAGGUAUGGUGCCAGUUUGCGUAAGCAGAUCAAGAAGAUGGAGGUCUCCCAGCACUCCAAGUACUUCUGUGAGUUCUGUGGCAAGUUUGCUGUGAAGAGGAAAGCAGUUGGGAUCUGGGGAUGCAAGGACUGUGGCAAGGUUAAGGCUGGUGGUGCCUACACCAUGAACACUGCCAGUGCGGUCACAGUCAGGAGCACGAUCCGUCGCCUGAGGGAGCAGACUGAAGCCUGAUUGCUGUCAAUUCGAGCCUUUGGAUUUGUAGUUCAGUCGAGACUCGUGAAAUGCUAUUUAGUCAUGCGGUUAUCUACAUAUGUUGUAUCGAUUUGUAAGGAUCUGGCUACACUACUGCGUGAUGUGAUUCCUGAAUCUAGCUGUUUCCACCCGUUGUUAGACCCAGUUUAAAUA
This is a messenger RNA of Lolium rigidum, 519 nucleotides long. Its product is annotated as 60S ribosomal protein L37a-1. Gene Ontology annotation, molecular function: structural constituent of ribosome. The coding region runs from base 67 to 345 and encodes 92 amino acids. The record is from RefSeq and is a predicted model, not a curated record. The transcript is spliced from 5 exons. Gene Ontology annotation, biological process: translation. Gene Ontology annotation, cellular component: ribosome. NCBI's taxonomy places the organism in Eukaryota, Viridiplantae, Streptophyta, Magnoliopsida, Poales, Poaceae.